UGGAGGAUCGGGGUGAGACCAGGGACGGAGAGGUGGAGGAUCGGGGUGAGACCAGGGACGGAGAGGUGGAGGAUCGGGGUGAGACCAGGGACGGAGAGGUGGAGGAUCGGGGUGAGAUCAGGAACGGAGAGGUGGAGGAUCUGCACAAGACCAGUGACGGGAGAGGUGGAGGAUAGGGUUGAGACCAGGAAUGGAGAGGUGGAGGAUAGGGGUGAGACCAGGAACGGAGAGUUGGAGGAUAGGAGUGAGACCAGGAAUGGAGAGGUGGAGGAUAGGGGUGAGACCAGGACGGGAGAGGUGGAGGAUAGGGGUGAGACCAGGACGGGAGAGGUG
Messenger RNA from Staurois parvus, 333 nucleotides. The record is from the annotation of a GenBank genome assembly. Lineage: Eukaryota; Metazoa; Chordata; Amphibia; Anura; Ranidae.